Musa acuminata AAA Group (dessert banana) is the source of this 1503-nucleotide messenger RNA. RefSeq names its product G-type lectin S-receptor-like serine/threonine-protein kinase LECRK3. The record is from RefSeq and is a predicted model, not a curated record. The transcript has a single exon. The coding region runs from base 1 to 1503 and encodes 500 amino acids. Lineage: Eukaryota; Viridiplantae; Streptophyta; Magnoliopsida; Zingiberales; Musaceae.
AUGGCGUCGCCCCCUUCUCCCUAUCUCUUGCCUUCGCUCAUCCUCACUCGCACUUUCCUCCUCGUCUUGCUACUAACCCAGACCAUCUCCUCCGCCCAGAGCUACUCCAACAUCACGCAGGGCACCACCCUCACGGCUGGCUCAUCGACCGGCUCCUGGCUCUCUCCAUCCGGCGACUUCGCCUUCGGAUUCUACCCCACCGACGCCCAAGCCUCCCUCUUCCUCGUCGCCAUCUGGUUCGAGUCCACCUCCCCCAAAGCCGUCGUCUGGUCCGCCAACCGCGACGCUCCUGUCCGAUCAGGCUCCACCCUGCAGCUGACCAGCGACGGCCGCCUCUCCCUAAAGGACGACGGCGGAAACGAAGUGUGGAGCGCGGGCCCUGCCAACUCCUCCACCGCCGCCGUCCUCGACUCCGGCAACGUCGUCCUCACUGCUUCCGGCGGCAUCUCGUGGCAGAGCUUCGAUCUUCCUACGGACACGCUCCUGCCGGGUCAAGUCUUGGGACUGGGCUCCGACCUUCGUUCCCAGCUCACCGACUCCGACUUCUCAGAUGGCCGAUUCGAGCUCGCGGCGCAAACGAGCGGCGAACUCCAGCUCCUACCGCUGGCCAUCCCCUCUGGAAACCAAUACGAUCCAUACUGGUCCAUCGACACGACCGAUUCCGGCUUUCAGCUCGUCUACAACGAAUCCGGCAGCAUAUACUUCGCUCUCACGAAUGGUACUCUGCUCAACGUAACUAUGGCUUCUGUCUAUUCCACCGAAGACUUCUUCCAACGCACGAGGCUGGAUCCCGACGGCGUCUUCCGCCAGUACAUCUACCCCAAGAGCGGCAGGGCGACCGGAUCCUGGAGUAGGAAAUGGAAUGCGGUGGCCAAAGUGCCGGCGGACAUCUGCAAAGAUCUUCAAUCCGACGGCGCUGGUAGCGGCACCUGUGGCUUUAACAGCUACUGCAUAUCCGGCGGAGAUCAGAGCGAGGUAAACUGCUUGUGCCCACCAGGGUACUCCUUCAUCGACCCGGAGCGGAAGUACAAAGGUUGCGACCAGGACUUCCCACCCAGCUGCAAACAAUACGAUCCUGCUCAGUUCAACCUGAUCCCCAUAAACAACGCCAACUGGCCCUUCUCGGAUUACGAGCACUACACGAACGUGAACGAAGACCAGUGCAGACAGUACUGUUUGGAGGAUUGCCUCUGCGCGGUUGCCAUCUUCUGGGACGGAAAGGAAUGCUGGAAGAAGAAGCUGCCGCUGUCGAAUGGAAAGCUGGGUAGCUAUAUCGACGGGACGGUACUGAUAAAAGUGUCGAAAACUAAUUAUACUUCCCUGUUGCCGCCAUCGGGUCCAGUUAUAUCUGUGGUGAAGAAGGAAGUGAAGAAGGAAAGGAAGACUUUGAUUCAGAUUGGAGCAGUGCUUCUGGGGUGCUCUGGAUUUUUUAAUGUGAUCUUCAUCGCGUUGAUCAUUGCAAAGAUCUUUGGCUCCCCCAGGGGGAGGAGUGAUAGAAGAUAA